AUGGCGUUGCAGGACUUCAACCUCGCUAGUCUUGCUUCGUUACAAUCUCUACCCCUGGAACUUAUCGAAAGCCUCGAUCAAACAUAUUUUCUGUAUCUCCUGGUCACCGAUCCCGCGAGAGUGAUUCCUCCGGGGAAAUCCCUCUUAUCAAUGUUGACUCACGCGAAAUUUCAUCCUCCGGAGGCAGCACAAAAUGGCAGUCAACAUGUUGAGCUGCUAGGCCGGGUGAAAGAGGUGGCCCAUAGAGCUUUUUGGGAGGAAGCUACAGAGGCGCUUUCGUCGCCGCUUCCAUCAGUGCAGCUGGAACGCUUAAAGCGGCUGUAUCUCGAUUUGUACGAUGCACUUACACCUCUCUUUCCUCCCAACCACCGAAUUCUGGUUUCGCUGUGCUCACCUCUACCCCCAACAUCAUCUCCACUGCACUCAACACUCAACUUUCUCAGAGAAGUUCUUUCUGUCCUGCGAGAGAGAUGCGCACCAGCCAGAGAUGAAGCAAUCGAUCUGCUUAUUUCUUCGAUUCUGCAACCGCCAUCAGGUUCCAGCCCAAAUGGCACUCACACCGACACGUCCUCAACACCACUGGCGGAGUUUGUUGUCGAUAAGAUUCGAGCUAUCGUUUCCCUAGGCGAAGAUAUGAAAGAAGAUUUAAAUAACUUCGUCUUAGGGUCCAUGACUGAAGCCCAAUUAAAUGGGCUUCUCCUGGAUGGGGUCAAGCAGCGUGAAAGAGACAUCGUCUUGCAAAUUUGGGGUGGGCCGGAUCUCGUACGACGGCUCUGGAGGAAUUGGUUCAAGGGCGGACUGGUAGAAGAUUCAGAUUGUGCAGAAGGCAAGAGAUGGAUCAAGAGGUUACUCAAAGCCCUCCAGUCGGACAAACCUGUGCAAUGUGCACCCCCUUCGCCCCCAGAAUCUCAUCUGAAUGGCGCAAAGGACAACCUUACCAAGGAUGCAUCUUCCUCGCAGGGCAGUCAUUUACUGCCCCCACAACUACUCUUCUGUGUACCCAAUCUAGUCUCUGUCCAGAACCACCUUCAAGCCCUCGUUAUUACGGCAUCCUUGCGUUCCCUCACGCGUCUCCCGUCUGCUCAGGUCGCAAACUCUGGCUCUGGCUCUUCCACGACACCUUCUGUGGUUCAGGAAUUCAUACCCCGCGUCUGGUCCCUUCUCAAGGCAGAAAUCGACGAUGAAGCCCCGGUAUCGGAUAUUGACCAUACCAAAUUGGUGAAUCUGGCGGACGAAGUCGUUCGCGCCCGCCAACUUACGGCGAAGGUUGGUGGUGAAGAGGAGACGCAGCUUCGGUCCGCAGUAGAGAGGACCCUCAGGUCGAACGACCCGGUCUUCUUGCUGCUCGGAAAGCGACUCAUCGGUGUCCUGGAAAGCCUCCUGGUAUCUGAAAAUCCUGUCAAUGAUAUUAACAAUGAUAGACCAACCAUUCCGGCCAAGAUGCAGACAGGAAGGGAUUUCGUAGGGGGUAGAGCUGUCAAGCGCCCGAAACUCACAUCGUCCGAACCAACUCUCGGGGGUGCAGGUCCUGUACGCGAUGACGCAGUGAAAUUUCCGUUGGUGGCCGGAUAUGAAGACGAGACCCUGAGGGAAGCUAUCUGGGAUGUCUUCCACAAAUUGUCCUCUUGUAUUGCGUGGACGGAGAACAUUUGGGGGAUGUAG
Cyclocybe aegerita is the source of this 1662-nucleotide messenger RNA. NCBI's taxonomy places the organism in Eukaryota, Fungi, Basidiomycota, Agaricomycetes, Agaricales, Hemipholiotaceae. The record is from the annotation of a GenBank genome assembly.